Messenger RNA from Periconia digitata, 3392 nucleotides. The record is from the annotation of a GenBank genome assembly. Lineage: Eukaryota; Fungi; Ascomycota; Dothideomycetes; Pleosporales; Periconiaceae.
CCCCACCGCCACCGCAAAGCCGCCGCCUGACCGCAUCAUCACUCUUUCAAAGGCAAUUGUCGUCAGGGUGGCGCAUCUGUCAAUCUACGAUCACCUGCCUCCUCUACAGUCGCUGUCAACACACGGCCAUCACUCACGGCGACAAUUCCAUCAUGGCGAGGAAGAAGGGCAAGAAUGGCAAGCCCAAAGCCAAAGGCGGCGCCGCGAAGUCAGUACCUCGCCAGUCCCAGCCAAAGCGUGCGUCGCAAUUCUAUGGCGACGCCCAACAAAAUUCAGGUCCACCCACACGCUUUUCGCUCCGCGACGAGGCACGUUGGACUUCAAAUCACCGCACCACUGCAUUCGAUUCCUCCAAGAAACUUCGCAAUAUGCCUAUUGCCUUCGUGAGUGCCGGUUUCCUCGAGGGAACCCUGGAGAAAAAAAGUGUGCCACCACUCGAAUCCAAAGACCGUCCUGUGUCGCCACCAGAUGUCAACACCCAGGAAAUGGCCGAUAUGACAAUACACAGUUCGUCGCCCUCGCCAUCUGUCGCUUCUUCUUCGGGCGCCUCUAGCGAGGAAGUCGUCGUGUUCAAAGGCCGUGCCCAGCCUCAAUCGGCUCCCUCAAUUGAGCAAUCCGCGGAUGCACCUUCGGAUAAUACCCGCCCCACUAAUGAGCAUGCCAAAUCUACUGUGACUUCUCUAACCGUUGCGAUGGCAUCGUCUGCUGUGAAAUCUGGUCCGGAGUCCGAUGCCGUUUCUAAGCAGCGUCGUGAUGGCAAGCCAGCAUGGGAGGUUCAAGCGCCCGCCGAAUGGGUCUCAAGGAGCAAGCCAAGAAUCGGAUGGCUGCCUUCGAGAGACCGGCCGAACAUGGAGGCAUUCUUACGCGGUGAGGUUGACCCACGUACCAUGCACCAUGAUGUACAAAACAUAUGGGAAAAUGAAGAAGUUCUCAAUAUUGCUUCGACAUUCGCCAAUCGCCCCUUGGAUCUGGAUGGCGGCACUGAUAGCGAAUGGGGGCUUAGUCCAGACCAAUCCGAGAGUCAAGAUGAGGAGGAUGACAUGGAUGGCUGGGAUUCGGAUCAGCUACGCGAUCUUGACGAUAUGAGUACGUCCACGGAUAUGGAGGGGAAGGUGAUCCGCAUCCUUAACAAACGUACGCGCAAGAGUGGCCCACAGUACCUGGUAGUAUAUGAAGGCUCGGUGGCAGACGACGCGCGCUGGUUGCCUGCAACAUUUCUUACGGACGUGGCAGAUCAGGAGCUUGUUCGCAAAUUUGAAGCGAAACUGGCUGCCCGCCCUGCUCCAGAAAGCUCGACUAGUGAAGAUGAUUCGGAGCUUGAUGAACUGGAUGACGAGGACAAUGACGAGGAGGAGGAGGAGGACGAUGACGAUGACGAUGAUGAAUCACUAGACGACGAGACCUUAGCACGGGUGUUACAGAAGCAGGAAGAGCUCGGUCUGGGAUCUGAGGAACUGCUUCUACACGCCGCCGACGAGUACUUCAAAGAUGACUGGGGCUCUAUAAGCGGGAUGGACUCCAUAUCUUUCAGUCGUCCAAACAAGCGACGCCAAUUUCGAGCUGGUGGAGGUAGGCGUGCAGAGCCACAUUUUCCUUCCGCUUCGGCUAUGGCAGAUGCAUUAUCACAAGAUGCAUACGGUGGCUUCGACGUUAUGGAUUUCGAGCGACCAUCGCUUCGACCUCUGAAGAAGGGUCGCCGCAACAAAUUGCCACCAGAGCUUGAAGAUACGGAAUUCACCGAACAGUUUCGUGAGCAGUGGGACGCUGAUCGAGCGAAGAAGCGACUGAAGAAGGCCGAGCGAGAAGAACUUCGAAAGCAGGGUCUACUGGGUCGCAAGGGCAAAGCACCCGACUUGAGCGUCAAGUACAGCAAUGGUGCAGAUUUCGUGGACAUAACGGAAGAGAUACGCAGCUUCAUGGCAUCUGACAAGCAGUCACUCUCGCUUCCUCCCAUGGAUUCCCGCCGGCGCGCUGUCAUCCAUCAACUCGUCGACUACAUUGGCCUCUCUUCAAAGUCUCGUGGCGCCGGCGCAAAUCGAUUCACCGUCCUGGCCAAGACUCGUCGGUCAGUCGCGUUCGAUGACGACGCUUUCGAUGCGCUCAUCGAUCAGAAGAGGUUCCGGAGUCGCUGGGGACGUGUCGAUACGACCCCUCGUGGACCGAAACAAGCCAAGGGUAAGGGCGCCAGCGGUCGUGCCGGUCGUCCCAAUGUGGGCUACAAGGACGGCGAUGUCGUGGGUGCUUCGGCUCCUGAGCUGGGUCCUGAGAAUCGCGGUCGUGCUUUGCUGGAGAAGAUGGGAUGGUCUAAGGGGAUGGCUCUUGGUGCUCAUGAGAAUAAGGGUAUUCUGCAACCGAUCGCUCAUGUUGUGAAGACCAACAGGGCGGGUCUGCAGUAAGGGAGUGAUGGGCAUUCCACGGUUCUUUCUGGUGGAGAGCGUUCUCUACGGCCAAUAUAUGUGCCGAGAUGCGUUCGUGUCUUGCCCGCUAUCACUCGGAUUUGUGCAUUCACGAAAUGGUGUUCGGAGCAUUGUAUGAUAUUCAUGAGAGGGACUGAUGAAGCAAGUGUACUUGUACGACUUUCGGGUGGAUUGGUCCUUUUUCUUCUUCAGGGAGCACAACGGUUACACUUGAGACACUUUUCUUUCGUUGCGGGUAUCCCAAUAUCCGCUACGGACUUUUUAUGGAGCGAUUUGUAGCUCCGACGAUGCACUGCAGCGUUUCCUCGAUGGAAGGGAUCGCUUCACGUGUCACCUGUACACUACAUCUUGGACGGGAUUGAUUUUGUGUGCGGUGCGAUACCGGUGCCAUGGUCGCUCGCGACUGCGGUAUUAUCCUUCACUCACACCGAUCCCCCGCUUCCCGCCCUUACUAAAAAAAAAUUGAAUAACUUGUAAUGAAAGAACACACUCUCACCCUGUAGACUUCUUUGUGAUGUUGUCAUUCUUGUCCAAGUAGAAUUAAACUGUGUGGGCUGGAGCGAUCGAUCCUUUGGGACACUCUGCUCCCUCCACAUAUACAAAGACACAGCACGUAUACUUACAUGUCUUCCCCCACUCUUUACAUCUCUUUAUCCAUUCUGUUUCCCUUCUCUACGUGCAGAAUGUAGCCUUCUUUCAAUAUCCUUUCGAUUUAGUGUUUGUCGAAGUGAGUUUUUUUUCCGUCGACUAUACGAUAUUUUGUGAUUCUAAACUAAAAAUACAUGUGAAAACCAUACUAUCUACUCGAAAAUAAAACCAGUGCUCCCGCAACUCACCGAAAAAUGCCUCUAGACUUAAUAAAAUUAUAUACCUGAGGUUGAUAGAGACGGUGAAUGUUGUUUUAGAUGAAAUGGAGGAGGAAUGGUGGGUGGUAUGUGUGUGUGGGUGAGAGUGGUGCUGUUCCACAGUUACUUU